Molecule: messenger RNA, 2535 nt
Organism: Lymnaea stagnalis (great pond snail)
Lineage: Eukaryota; Metazoa; Mollusca; Gastropoda; Lymnaeidae
Source: the annotation of a GenBank genome assembly
GAGGUGGUGGCACACCUAGACGGCCGGCCCAUGUCGAAACUGAAAAAUAUCAUUGCAAAUCAAGUAAGUUGCAAUGUGACUCAGUUGUUUUAAGUUUCAUUCCCAUUAUUACUGUUAUUUAACUAUUACAUUAUGCAGGCUUUAUUAUCAUAAUUUUUUUUUGUUAUUCUUUUGAAUGUGUUAGAUUCGUGGUAUAGUUCGCAAGAAGCACACAUUCCCAAACUACAAGAUACGAUUCAAACCUUUCUUCUCACCGCGCGCUGACCUGGAGACAGAAGUUGACCCCCAACUUCAGGUCGACGGCAAUGACAUAGGCAACGGGGUACUGGAGGUGACCGUCUUAUCGGCCAGCCGUCUGCCAUUUGUUCCCCCGGGAUCCAGAAUGUACUGUACAGUUUGUGUUGGUAGGCCAACUGUGUACAUGGUAGUACUUAAAAAGCAAUAUAUUUCAAGGUUUUGCUGUACAUCAGCUAAUAUUCUUAUAACAGUAUGUAUUAAGGUUUAGCUAAUUGGACUAAUGAAAAUUUGCAUUGCAGAACUAUAUACAAAGCAGACAUAUAAGGUCAGGAUUGAUAUUAUCCUUUUGUGUAAUGUGCCCUUCCCCCCCCUCUCUCUCUCUCUCUCUCUCUCUCUCUCAACAUUUUCAAUUUUUUCCCAUAGCUACAGCUGUAUAAUGUGUCUAAAAAUAUAAAUACCUCUGUAUGUGUUAGGAUUAUCCUUUCCACCUUUAUACCGGUUAGUUCACUUGAGUUUUUAAGAAUUGCACUGUCAGUUCUGUUUUUGUGUGUGUAUAUUCCAUAGAUAGCCUUCCUUGGAAACAAUUGAUGGCUGAGAGGAGGAAAAAUAAGAAAAUAGUCACCUUGGUUUUAGUGAAGACUCCAGCAGACCCUGCACUUGGGAUGGUCGUUAAAGAUGUAUGUGCCAAACACUGCUGAUAGUUUUAGCCUGCUGGGCCCGAUUGUUGAAUUUUUCAAAUACAUCUAUAUAUAUAUAUUGCAAUUUGACCAUUUGAAAAUUAAUUUUAAAAAAAUAAAGAAUAUGUUAAUAUAAAACUGUAAAAUAAUCAAUUACAAGAGUUAAUUGAUGUAUGCACACACUAAUCCAUUACAACAGUUAAUUGAUGUAUGCACACACUAAUCCAUUACAACAGUUGAUUGAUGUAUGCCCACACUAAUCCAUUACAACAGUUAAUUGAUGUAUGCACACACUAAUCCAUUACAACAGUUAAUUGAUGUAUGCCCACACUAAUCCAUUACAACAGUUAAUUGAUGUAUGCCCACACUAAUCCAUUACAACAGUUAAUUGAUGUAUGCACACACUAAUCCAUUACAACAGUUAAUUGAUGUAUGCGCACACUAAUCCAUUACAACAGUUAAUUGAUGUAUGCCCACACUAAUCCAUUACAACAGUUAAUUGAUGUAUGCCCACACUAAUCCAUUACAACAGUUAAUUGAUGUAUGCCCACACUAAUCCAUUACAACAGUUAAUUGAUGUAUGCCCACACUAAUCCAUUACAACAGUUAACUGAUGUAUGACCAUACUAUCUAAAGCUAGUUUAGAUUUCUCAAUUAAUGUGUGCUUGAAAUCUGUUAAGAUGUGUUUAUGGAAGCACAUCUGAAAUAUGGCUCUACUUCCAUUGCUAGCAAUUAAUUAUAAUUUAAAUAAGCAAAUAGUCUAAUACAAUGUACAAAAGAAAUAACGUUGGGCAGCCAGAGACCCAUGAUUCUUUAAGGACCCACAAAAAUACCAAUAGCAAAUCACCCCCCCCCCAACCAAACCACGCACACACUCACGCACACACUUUUCCCACGAACAGCGGCAUUCCCGGAAUGAUCCCUAGGACUGAUUGACAAAUUACUGCUUCCAGUUAUAUAGGAAAUGCAUUAUAAUAAAUGGGGAGGACGCCACUAUGCAAUAGCCCCUGAUUCAGGUUCCUUUGACUGUUCCCCGUUUCACCAAACCAUGGUGACAUAUAGUAACCCUGUAUUUGCUGGUGGGUUGAAGCAGAUAGGGGGAUCUUUAUUGGUACCCUCUUGCAAAGGUCUCCCCACUAAAUUGUGGGAUAUCAAUAAAUUUCUUUAAAGCCCUAGCUGCAAGGCUUAAAAAAAUUAAUUGCCAGCCUUUGUUCCCCUCGCCUUGUAUGCAUUUCAUGACAACUGAUCCUCCUUGCAGAGGCAGCUCUGGUGCCCUGAUGCAAACCAGGCACCGAAGUAAACAAAUUAGUGUUUUUAAUAAUUGCACAUCCACAAAUCCUAGAAAAACUUCAAGAGGCCCUGCCCCCCCCCCCCCCCCCCCCUAGUCUGGGAUUAAAAUAGUUGAUAUCUGCCUACUGUCAGCUCACUGCCAGAGACAACUGGUUCAUUGAAAGUAAACUGACAAGUUUCUCUGUUAUGAGCAUAUAUAUUUUUCUUAAUGCCCCAGGAGCUGCUACCUGAUAGACUGCAACCUGUGGUUAUCAUUGAUGAAGUUACUCCCAAUUCACCAGCACAUCAAGCUGGAGUGCACCAGGUGGGUCUCAUUAACAAAUAUUUAUGA